CUGGUGCAUUUUGCAGAUCUCUCUUUUCCUUCCUUCCUUCCUUCCUUCAACUUUCUCUGGAUCUGCAAAUGCGAAUUGUGUUCAUCUUCUUGCUCACCGGACUCUCGGCAUUUCAGUUUUCCAAGCUCAGUUCUAUGAUUCUGUUUUCUUGCCAGAAGGAAGCUUCCUCCUUGUAGUUUUGUUUAGAAUGAUUUGGAGAACGUAUUCUGGAGAGAAUGUAUGCAGCUUUAUUUCUUUGCUAAGGAACUAUGGAUGGUGACAGGAUAAUCUCUGCCCCUUCAGAUGGGCUUAGCAUCAGCAAUGGUGCUCAGAGAACACGAAAUCUUCAUGGGAGGACUACUGGCCCUACAAGACGUUCCACAAAGGGACAAUGGACUGCUGAAGAGGAUAAUCUCUGCCCCUUCAGAUGGGAUUAGCAUCAGCAAUGGUGCUCAGAGAACACGAAAUCUUCAUGGGAGGACUACUGGCCCUACAAGACGUUCCACAAAGGGACAAUGGACUGCUGAAGAGGAUGAGAUUCUGCGAAAAGCUGUUCAACGUUUCAAAGGAAAGAACUGGAAGAAAAUAGCGGAGUGUUUCAAGGACCGAACUGAUGUCCAAUGCCUACAUAGGUGGCAGAAGGUUUUAAAUCCAGAACUUAUCAAAGGGCCAUGGUCAAAAGAGGAAGAUGAAAUAAUAAUUGAGUUGGUGAAAAAAUUUGGACCAAAAAAGUGGUCCACCAUUGCUCAGCACUUAGCUGGUCGUAUUGGAAAGCAGUGUAGGGAAAGGUGGCAUAAUCAUCUUAAUCCUGCCAUAAACAAAGAAGCAUGGACUCAGGAAGAGGAGCUGGCUCUGAUUCAUGCGCAUCAGAUUUAUGGGAACAGAUGGGCAGAGCUGUCGAAAUUCUUGCCUGGAAGGACAGACAAUGCAAUAAAGAAUCACUGGAACAGUUCUGUGAAAAAGAAAUUAGACUCUUACUUGGCAUCAGGUCUGCUAGACCAGUUCCAGUUCCCUCUUGUUGUAAAUCGAAAUCAACACAUGCCUUCAUCUUCUUCAAGGCUGCAAAGCAAUGUGGAUGACAGUGCUCUCAAAGGUGGGACAGAAGCAGAGGAAAUAUCAGACUGCAGUCAGGAUUCUGCUAAAAUGGAUUGUUCUCUAUCUGCAAAUGACUUGGCGAUUGAAGUACAUCCAGGAGUCCAACUCCAGCAGACUGAAAUGACCAAUGCAGCACUGGACCAACACUCCUGUCCAGCAUCUUAUUCAGAACCUUAUUAUGCUUCUCUGGAUGAUAUCACCUUUUCCAUAUCAGACAUGCCCUGUGAAGCAGGGUACUCUUCCAAGUUUGCUGAGCAAAAUUUCUCUUGUGAUGGUGGAGCCCCUGCAAGUGUGGGUUACCAGUUUAAUUUACAGAAUCUAGCUAACAUGUCUUCAUUGGAAAUGGAUCAUGACUCGUCAGGAUUGGCAACUCACUGUAUGGGUGCUAGUGAAAAUCAUGAGGUGGAAAAUGUUCCAUUUCCAUCUAUUGUGCAGUUAAGUGCUCCUAAUUCUGUGGAAAAUAUGGUUGCAGGCACUGACAAACUAGAGCAUAUAUUGAUAACAGAUGAUGAAUGCUGUCGGCUACUAUUCUCAGAGACAGUUAAUGGUGGAUGUAUUCCUUCUAGAAAUUUUACCCAAGCCUCAAAUAUGGUUAACUUGGGUGGAUGCACAAAUUCACCACUUUCUAGGCCUUCAGAACGGAUAUCUGAAACUGGAAGAAAUUUUGAUCCACAGCCUAAUCUCCCUUCAAGAUCUGAUGUAUUGGAAACUUCAUGCUGUCAGUCUUUCAUGCCUGUACCUUCACUACUUUCAGCUGAGGGUUGUGCACUUAUAUGUAGUAGAGAACAUGGUGAUUGCCAAUUUGGAACUCAGGAGCAGGAUUCUAGUGAAAGGUUACAAGAUAGCUUUAUCCAUGCAGAUGACACUGCCAGUUCUCCAUGUAUUGAUACAGAUACCACAGGCCUGCAAGAGCAAUCACACAAUGCCAAGGAUUCUUUGAAGUUGAUUCCAGUAAAUGCUUUUGGUUCAGGAUCAGAUGUAAAUCAGUCCUGUCCUGUGGAUGAGAAGCCAAACACCCAUACUGAACAGGAUGCUGGAACCCUAUGCUAUGAGCCUCCUCGAUUUCCCAGUUUGGAUAUUCCAUUUUUGAGCUGCGAUCUUAUACAAUCUGGUACUGAUAUGCAGCAAGAAUAUAGCCCCCUUGGCAUUCGCCAGCUGAUGAUGAACUCUAUGAACUGUGUUACUCCAUUCAGAUUAUGGGAUUCUCCUUCUUGGGAUGAUAGUCCUGAUGCUGUGCUAAAAAGUGCUGCUAAAACUUUCACAGGCACGCCAUCUAUAUUGAAGAAACGCCACCGCGACUUGUUAUCACCUUUGUCAGAAAGAAGAAAUGAUAAGAAGUUGGAAACUGAUCUGACAUCCAGUUUGGCCAAAGAUUUUUCUCGUCUGGAAGUGAUGUUUAAUGAUGUUGAAACUCGAAAAGGCUCUCAGCUGCCUAGGUCAGAUGACCACAUAAACAACCCUUGUGAUCCACUUGACGAUAAAGAAAACCUCAGUCAUACUCUUGCAGGGGGACAAGAAAAUCGUAAAGAUUCCAUUGCACCACCCAAUGAUAAAAAGACUUUUUAUGGUGGUAAAAAGACCAAGGUUGAUGCUGAUGCUUAUCAAAUUCAGCAUACUGGAAUCCUUGUUGAACAUAAUAAAGACAAUCUGCUAUUGUUUUCUCCUGAUCAAGGUGGUCUUAAAGUAGACAAAACAUUUGCUUUAACUGCUCAAACUCCUACAAGUCAGCUUCAUAAAAUCUCUGGAGUUAUAUCUAAUCGAGCUCAUGCCUCCAAAAAUUCAUCUGAAAAUCCUUGUCUACUUGUUUGCUCUCCCACUGCAAGAACGAAGAACAGUGAGAAUCACUUAAUUGCUGUUACAUCAGUUGAAUGUACUACUUCAUCAGCACCUUUGGAGAGUAAAGUUAAUGGUGGAAAUGACACUGUUCCUGAAUAUUAUAACAUAUUUGGUGAAACUCCAUUCAAAAGAAGUAUUGACUCCCCAUCAGCAUGGAAGUCCCCUUGGUUCAUCAAUUCUUUUCUUCCAGGAUCAAUUGAGGUAUCACUGUGCUUCUGUUAGAUUUAUAGUGCCAUAAUACUUGGGAUUUCUCUACC
Messenger RNA from Rubroshorea leprosula, 3167 nucleotides. NCBI's taxonomy places the organism in Eukaryota, Viridiplantae, Streptophyta, Magnoliopsida, Malvales, Dipterocarpaceae. The record is from the annotation of a GenBank genome assembly.